CACGUUCCCUCCGAUAAGCCGCCAGAACAUUUUGCUUUCCAUAUAAAAUCGGACCGCAGCCUUCAAACAGCCAACAUUCAAUCGAAAACUGUAGGUCAAGCAACGGCAACCAUGAACGGUAUGAAGUGUGCUUUUCUGAUCCUGGCAGUGAUCGCCAGCGUUGCUUGGGCCGGACCAACUACCACAGCCCGUCCGGAUACCGCUGAUGCACCCAAACCGGCCAAGGAUAGCUCCCCGGAAGUUCCGGCCGUAGUGAAGGAAACUUCCCAGUCUGCCGCCAAUGCUACCGUCGUUGGAAAAGCUCUGGAAGCACCGAAGAAUCAGACCAGUGAACCCGCCCCAGCUGCCAAGGACGCCAAAGACAAGAAAGAUCAGCCGCCAGUUGAUCUUUCGGCAGAAUCGGUGGAGGUGAAACCUCCUAGCAAAGCCCCCGAACCAUCCAACCUGCAAGUCGACGAACUGGUCGGAGCUCCGUUCUCGAUUGAAUUCGAUGACAUGCAGGGCGAUCAGCCAGCCUCAGUUGAAUCUGCAGAGCUGGUUCCCGCACCAGUGGCCGGAGUUGUCUCCGCAGUAGAUGCUAAGGAUCAAUCGGCACUGCCUGUGGUGGUUGUGGAUGACAAGCAGGCCAGUUCGGGAGCUAAGGCCGAUUCCGGACGGGAUGCGUGGGGCUCGCUGAUCGAUGGAAUCAUCGGUCAACUUCAGGACCUGAAGAGGAAGACCCGAGCCAUCGAGGAGCUGGCUCACAGGAAGUGAAUGCGGUUUGCUUCGGUGUGAUUUGUAGUUUAUCGAUUGAAUUUAUCUUUUGUUAAUAAAAGUAGGAGAAUAUUCUUAACAAAAGGUAACACUAGGGUUCUCAAUCAUUCAUUGUAUAUUAUCUCAGAAUUCUACCCUAAGGUGAAAUUACACAUUAAAAUUAAAACUAUGAUUGUUUU
Molecule: messenger RNA, 932 nt
Organism: Aedes albopictus (Asian tiger mosquito)
Lineage: Eukaryota; Metazoa; Arthropoda; Insecta; Diptera; Culicidae
Exons: 2
Coding region: 112-753 (213 amino acids)
Source: RefSeq, a predicted model, not a curated record